AUGUCACCCUGGGAACCGGCUGUUUUGAGCCGACUUCACGGCACGAUUCGACCAAAGACUCAUUCACGAUACGCUGUCGGUUUCAUGGAAUCGAAUCAUAGGGCGGUCGACUUGGAGCCCUCACGCCGCCGCAAAGGCUUCAGGCCUGUCAACACGCUCGAUUCGCGCACAAAGCCCACCUUCGAACGAACCACUUUCGCCAACACGAACCGCGAGAUACCUUCGCCUGCGCUCGCAUUCGACGACAACACACAUACUUUGGUGGGAUCUGGUAAAGCGCAGCGACUCCCAAACAUGGUCAGAGAACGGAGCCCAUCCAGAACAUCGUCAGGACAGUAUCUAUCACCGCAGAAGUCGGAGAGGCCGCCACUGGCCAACAUCAGCGCGAAGAUGCAGUCUCCGUCGCCGAAACAAGGCACGAAAACCGAUAGUGAUGCUCAAGCGAAGCCACCUACUCAGCCAGAAUUUGGCAAAGCGAGCCCUCUCCGAAACCCGCUGCGCAAGCAAAACCCAAGCGUCUUCAUACCCAAGCCGAAGCCUGUUCAAAAGCGCUCGCCACCCUCUCAGUCACACAGCGAGGCAUCGUUCCAGACGCAACCCGCAGCGAGGCCUACACCUCCGCAGGACGCGCCCACGUUCUACCUGCCAGGACAGCGCUGCCCAGCGCCAGCGCCGCAGUACAACUCAGCUCUUGCAGCUGCUCAAGCCUAUACAAGCCAGCCAUAUCAGCGGAGCUUCCAGCCAGAUCCAGUGCAGAUCGCGAAACCCACCAAUGCGCCUGCGCAGAAUGUCCAGCCUCGCAAGCCGCCGACCUUCUCCUCUAUCGGCCCAAACACUUUCUACCAGCCUUUCGUCCCGCCCAAGCAGGUUGUGGAUCUGACGAAAGAUGCGAACAAUGACGAUGAAGACAGUUUCGACCCGGAUGCUGAGAUUCGGGCGGAGAGCCGCAAGUUCGGCGAGCCAGACCCGUUCAUGUACGUCGACUCGUCACAAGCGAACGACAACAUCAAGAAUCUACUCGAGGGCGCAUUUGACGACGAAGAUGACAAGCCAAAGACACGGCUUCGAAAGCGCGCUAAGAAGGCGCUUGAUGAGGGCAAUGUCAAAGAGGCGAAAGGUCUGUCUGCCAAGCUGGCGGCGCUGGACGUCAAAGAUGAGGAGAAGCCGGCGGAUACUGAGGCAGCUGAAGAGGAAGAGGACGAGGACGACGGUACAGUGGAGGGCCUGAAUGUCAAACUUCUACCACAUCAGGUCGACGGAGUGGCAUGGAUGAUUGAAAAAGAGAUUGGCGAGCGAAAGAGACGCGGUGUUCUGCCGUAUGGCGGCAUAUUAGCAGAUGACAUGGGCUUGGGAAAGACCGUGCAGUCGAUCUCCCUGAUCUUGACCAACGCACGUCCAGGUCCAGACGCGAAGCCAGAACACUCAAAGCAAAAGCUUCCAGGCAAAGAAGUCAGCAAAUGCACGCUCGUCGUCGCACCUCUGGCGCUGAUCAAGCAGUGGGAGGACGAGAUCAAGACAAAAGUGUCUAAGAGUCACUCUCUUCGUGUUCUCGUCCACCACGGCCCUUCACGCACCAAGUCUGCUUUGCAGUUGAAGAAGUACGAUGUGGUCAUCACCACCUAUCAAACUCUCACCUCCGAGCAUGCUGGUUCAAACAUGGAUCGACCUGAUGGGACCAAGGUUGGAUGUUUUGGCGUUCACUGGUAUCGCAUGAUCCUCGAUGAAGCACACAGCAUCAAGAACCGCAAUGCCAAAGCUACGCAGGCUGCAUGCGCCCUCAACUCGUGGUUCAGAUGGUGCUUGACUGGAACACCGAUGCAGAAUAACCUCGACGAGCUGCAGAGUCUGAUCAAGUUCCUGAGGAUCAAGCCAUUCUGUGAGCUGCCGGAAUGGAAGGAGAGGAUCACAACGCCGAUGAAGAACGGUCGCGGUGGCUUGGCGAUGAAGAGGUUGCAGUACUUCUUGAAAGCCGUCAUGAAACGACGAACCAAAGACAUUCUGAAGAAGGAAGGGGCUCUCAACUUCGGCGGGAAGUCAAAGAACGACGAAGGGGAAGGAGGCGGCAAUAAGGGAGGCAUGCAGAUCGUGAAGCGAGAGGUGGUCACCGUUGAGUGCGACUUCGACAAGGCUGAGAAGCACUUCUACGAGCGUUUACAGAGCCGCGCAGACGACCGACUGCAGGAGAUGUCGAAGAAGGGCAAGAACGACUACAUCGGCGCGCUUGUCAUUUUGCUUCGACUGCGGCAGGCGUGCAAUCAUCCGCGUCUGGUGGAGAUGGCCAUGAACAAGGACAAGGAUGCCAUGACGACUGGGGCUGGUAUGAGUGGGAGCCAGACACCUAGGAAGAACAGCAGGGCGGAUGAUGGAGACAUGGAUGCAUUGACGGCGCUGAUGGGUGGGGUUAGCGUCCAGGCCAAGCAGUGCGAUGUCUGCCAGGUCGAUCUUUCUGCGGCCGAGAAGAGCAACGGAUUGGUACGAUGCUCAGAGUGCGAGGAGGACCUGAGGGCUAUGAGGCAGGGCGCGAAGAAGAGGAAAUCGAAGAAACAGAAGUCAAAGGAGGUGAAGGCUGAGAAGGCGCCCAGGCCAGCUCGCAAUCGCAGAAUCAUUCAAGAUGAUAGCGAUGAAGAGGGCGAAGGCGAGUGGAUUGGGAACGGCUCUGAGCAACAUAUCGAUCUUGGCAAAGCUGGCGGCACCGACGACGAGGAUGCUGAGGGUGGAGGGGAGACGCUUGACUCCAUUGACUCCGUGAGAAGCGCCGACGACAGCGAAGACGAUGACGACUCGCCACCACGAGCUGCCAAAAGAUGGCCCGCCGUGAAGCACGAAUUCGACGAAGAUGAAGACAGUAGUGAAGCUGAAGAAGACGAAGAGGAUUCAGACUCCGACUCCGACGUCCCCAUCAUCUCCGGCCUCCAGCACAGCGGCAAGUCCGACGCAGCCCCAUCCUCCAAAGUCCGCAGCCUGCUACGCAUCCUCCACGCCGAACUCCCCUCCCAUAAGACCAUCGUCUUUUCUCAAUUCACCUCAAUGCUCGACCUCAUCGAGCCCCAUCUCAAAAAGAGCAACUUCCGCUACGUCCGCUACGACGGCAGCAUGCGCCCCGACGAGCGCGAAGCCUCUCUCAGCGCCCUGCGCAAAGAUCCCAACUGCCGCAUCCUGCUCUGCUCCCUGAAAUGCGGCAGCUUGGGUCUCAACCUCACCGCCGCCUCGCGCGUCGUCAUCUUUGAGCCGUUCUGGAACCCGUUCGUGGAAGAACAAGCUAUCGACCGCGUCCACCGUCUCAACCAGACUGUGGACGUGAAAGUCUACCGUCUCACUGUCCGCGACACCGUCGAAGCGCGGAUUUUAGAUCUGCAGGAGCGGAAGCGCGAGUUGGCGAAAGCGGCUAUCGAGGGUGGCAAGGCGGUCGGCAAGCUCAGUAUGCAAGACAUUCUGUCGCUGUUCAAGCAUGAUGGGGGCGGGCAUGAUGAGGAUGAUGCGGAGAUGUUUAGGAAGUUUGGACAGGAGAGGAAGAUUUUGGAUGGGAAGGACACGGGGCCUGAGAGGAUGGGGGAGUCGGAAAGGAGGGUGCAUAAGCCCGGGAAGGUUGGGUUGUAUAAGGAGCAUGAUGUUUAUGGGAGGCGGUGGUGA
Messenger RNA from Saxophila tyrrhenica, 3630 nucleotides. RefSeq lists its product as uncharacterized. The transcript has 2 exons. Gene Ontology annotation, biological process: DNA repair. Gene Ontology annotation, cellular component: nucleus. Gene Ontology annotation, molecular function: ATP-dependent chromatin remodeler activity; ATP binding. The record is from RefSeq and is a predicted model, not a curated record. The coding region runs from base 1 to 3630 and encodes 1209 amino acids. Lineage: Eukaryota; Fungi; Ascomycota; Dothideomycetes; Mycosphaerellales; Extremaceae.